Cololabis saira (Pacific saury) is the source of this 2849-nucleotide messenger RNA. It is a transcript of the gene ss18, whose product is annotated as SS18 subunit of BAF chromatin remodeling complex. Gene Ontology annotation, molecular function: transcription coactivator activity. Gene Ontology annotation, biological process: positive regulation of transcription by RNA polymerase II. Gene Ontology annotation, cellular component: nucleus. The coding region runs from base 111 to 1244 and encodes 377 amino acids. The transcript is spliced from 11 exons. NCBI's taxonomy places the organism in Eukaryota, Metazoa, Chordata, Actinopteri, Beloniformes, Belonidae. The record is from RefSeq and is a predicted model, not a curated record.
AACUGCAUCGUAUUCUGAACCGUGUGAUCCCGAGUUGUACCGAUUUUGUCUUGUAUGUUUGCGACUGACUUUUAUGCAGUAGCGGGCUUUCGUUUAUCGUAGUAAUCACCAUGUCGGUGGCGUUUGCACCUCACAGGCAAAGGAAAGGAGACAUCACCCCCGCAGGAAUCCAGAAGCUACUUGAUGAAAACAACCAGCUGAUCCAGUGUAUAAUGGACUUCCAGAGUAAAGGCAAAACAGCAGAGUGUUCACAGUAUCAACAGAUGCUGCACAGAAAUCUAGUGUACCUGGCCACGAUAGCAGACUCCAAUCAGAACAUGCAGUCUCUCCUGCCUGCUCCACCGACUCAAAAUAUGCCCAUGGGCCCUGGUGGCAUGAACCAAAGUGGACCCCCUCAACAGCCCCCUCAUGGCCACAACAUGCCCUCUGAGGGGAUGGUCAGUGGUGCUCCAGCCCCCCAUAUGCAGAACCAGAUGAAUGGGCAGAUGCCUGGGCCCAAUCACAUGCCCAUGCAAGGUCCUGGUCCAGGCCCCAACCAGCCCCCAAACAUGCCUAGUGGCUCUAUGAAUAUGCCCCCCAGCAGCCAUGGCUCCAUGGGUGGAUACAAUCACGCAGUCCCUUCCUCCCAGGGCAUUCCAGCUCAGAGCCAAAUGAAUAUGACCCAGGGUCAACCAAUGGGAAAUUAUGGACCUCGACCAAGCAUGAACAUGCAGCCAACUCAAGGCCCGAUGAUGCAUCAGCAGCCUCCAUCACAGCAGUAUAACAUGCCUCCUGGUGGUGGUGGACAGCACUAUCAAGGACAGCAGAAUCCCAUGGGCAUGAUGGGCCAGGUCAACCAAGGGAACCAUGUCAUGGGACAGAGGCCGAUGCCACCCUACAGACCCCCACAGCAAGGACCCCCUCAGCAGUACCCAGGGCAGGAAGACUACUAUGGGGACCAGUACAGUCACGCAGGACAGGGGGCCUCAGAAGGUAAUGCCCAGUAUGGUCAGCAACAGGAAGCGUACCAGCAAGGCCCGCCACAGCAGCAGGCCUAUCCUCCUCAGCAGCAGUACCCAGGUCAGCAGGGCUACCCGCCUCAGCAGCAGGGCUACGGUCCCUCCCAAAGUGCCCCAGGACAGUACCCUAAUUAUCCCCAGGGGCAGGGACAGCAGUAUGGGGGCUACCGCCCCCCUCAACCUGGACCCCCACAGGGCCAACAGCAGCGCCCUUAUGGUUACGACCAGGGGCACAUGAGGAAAUAAAGAAGCGGGGAUAUGAACCCCUGACUAGCUCUAUAAGAAGCAAAGGGCCAGUAUGGAAAUUACCAGCAAUGAGAGAUGUUCACAACAUCAGCUCUGCUCCGACGAUCUCUGUCUGGGCUUAACAACUCCUAAACAGAGAUAAUGACGGUUCCUGCUUAGAUUAUCUUGGACACAGACAACACUCAAGAACACAAGAUAUAUUUUCCCCUCUUCUGGCUUUUAUUCGAGCCUGUAGAACGUGUUCCUGUUUUAUCAGGUCGAUUGACGUGAUAACCGAGUCCAUGUUUCACCCCUUACUCCAGUAUGUCUCAAAGCAGCAAUGCCUUAAAAAUUGAACCGCCUUAUCCUUUAGCAUUGCAGAUUGUGAAACAAGCUGAAAAAAUUUUGGAUUACAAAUGACUCAAAUGUACAGUUUCAGUUUGCUGUGGUGCAUUGCCUCUAUCCUUUAGCUCCCUAAUCAAAAGAAGCAAUAAUGCCAGCAGUAGGGAAUGGUGUCUGGGAAUUAAAGAGUAAAUGAUGCAAAUGCACCAGGUGAACUUCCAGCUAGGUCAUGGUACAUGUGUUGAUGUAUGUGAUGAUGUAAAAAUAUAUUUUAUGCUUUUUAGACCAACUUAACUUUGUAUAAGACAUCGAAAAACUAGAACUAAAGCUGUGUUGUUUAUUUCAAGAAGUGUAUGUGUCAGUGUUUUUUUUUGUUUUUCUUUUUGUUUCUUAAUGUCGAAAAACCCCAUCUAGUACAUUUGCUUUGUUAAAUUGUGUGACUAUUCAAUUAGAUCUGCUAUGUCAGUGACAUGGACAUUGUAUGAAUACUUUAAUUAAAAAAAAUAAUAUUUGACAUUCACAGAAUUUUCUUGAAGAAAAAAAAUACAAACGGCUUAUCUGGAACGAGAAAAAGUUCAAUGUCUGAAGAUGCUUAAUUUCUGUGUUGUGUAACUUGAUUUUAAGACAAAGGUGAAAAACAACUAAUUUCGACCAUAAACUUUUUUUUUUGUGUGUGCGUGUUUUCUUUUCUUUUUUUUCAUUUACCAUAGUAUCGGACAAAAUCGUGAUGUUAGGCCUUUAUUUUAUAAUUGUGCUCAAAGAAGUGAUAUGUAGCAGACACCACUGCAAAUUGUGAGUUAAUCAUUUUCUACACAAUGCACCUCUGUCUUGUCCACUGACUGCAAACUGGCAAAGGGGGAAGGUGAUAUUUGGCAUAAUAUUCCUGACAAGUACUUUUUGUUUAGACAACGCUGGAAUCCCGUCUCCCCUUUUUAAUAAACGUCUAAGUCAAUGUCAUUCAAAUAGUGUUGUAUGUGAAUAAUAAGAUUGUUACUGUCAAAUAUGUAACAUAAGAUGUGAAAAUAAUGUUCAGAAAUGGAUUCCUUAAAUAAACCAUAAAGACUGGUUGUGCAGUUUUAUAUCACUGGCCUGAUAUCUGUAUUAUGGUGCAUAUUUUAUUGAUCCCAUAUGUACAGCAGCAUAAAGAGGAGGCACUCGGUGUCCUCUGGUAUUGUUUAUAUGGCUGUUUUAAUAUUUUUCAUUUUGCACCCCAUUCAAGUGGUGGUCACAUUUGUGUCAUGGCAAUGUAAACUGUACAUCUUAAUAAAUUGGAAGAAUCUUUAA